UAUAGAAACCACAGACAUUACAAGUUAAAUGGAUGGAAACAAAUAUGUUGUAAUGCGGAAAACAUUUCUACAGGGCGAAGUAACCCAAAGUGUGCCGGGGUGACACGAGAAACUUUGGUCUUGAAUAAAUGUGUCUUUUUUCUAUUGUUAUGGCACACUUCUGAAACUCUGUCGUCCUCAUGGCGAGAUCUGCUUGCCAGCUCCACCUCAAUCACUGCGCUUUCUUUCCUUCAUUCUGCCUUUUCUUUUCUUUUCAGGGAUGUACAGCCGUGGGGCGAGGAGGGGUGGCUGGAGUUUGGAGAGGGUGGGGGCCACAGGCUGAGGUGGGCUGCAAGGGGCCAGUCAGUGUUCUCAGAGUCACAGACAUAGCAUACACACACACACACAAGGAGCUGCGCCUCCCACACACCCGCGCAGCAACUCACACACAGUCAGACGAAGAGCAAAGUGGAUGUGUGCAGCAGCAUUACCGCGUCCUGAUGCUUUCUCCGAGGCGCUGAAAACGCACAGAAAAGGGGAAGUGCGGGUUCCUCGACUUUAUAUGCAUUUUUGCUUGAAAUCUAUGCACAGCAUCUGAGGAUUUAUCAUGCUUUAAUUAACAUCGAACAAUCCACCAGCCAGUUUUCUCUCUGCGUGGAAUAAGUACUUUGCGCACGGCUUCGAAGAUGGGAACAACUAAAUACUCCAGCGACAGGAAUGUACUGUUUUGCAAGACGCUUCUGAAACUUCUGCUUCUGGCGGCCGUGGCGCACAACGUUUCGGGGAAGACUUUAAAAUACAAAGUUUUGGAGGAGCAGAGAGUUGGCACGGUGAUCGCCAGACUGAAAGAGGAUGUAGCCGGUAUCUUAUCCAAACUCCCGAGCUCAGUGUCCCCGCGGUUCCGCGCGAUGCAGAGAGGCAGCACCCCUCUGCUCUCCGUGCGUGAGGAGGACGGAGAGAUCAGCAUCGCCACCAAAAUCGACCGCGAGAAGCUCUGCGAGAAAAACUUAAACUGCACUAUCGAGUUCGACGUGAUCACGCUACCCACGGAAUACCUCCAGCUGUUUCACAUUCAAGUGGAAGUGUUGGACAUCAACGACAACGCUCCGCAGUUUUCGCGCGCCAUCAUCCCCAUAGAGAUAUCAGAGAGCGCGUCUGUGGGCACUCGCUUCCCUUUGGAUAGCGCGCUGGACCCGGAUGUCGGGGAAAACGCGCUACAUACCUACUCGCUCACUCGGAAUAACUUUUUCAAAAUCGAUAUCAGGACGCGUACGGAUGGCGCAAAGUACGCGGACCUUGUUGUGAUGAGGGAACUGGACAGGGAAACACAGUCCAGCUACCAACUACAACUCACAGCGUCAGACUCUGGCGUGCCCCCGAAAUCUGGCUCAACUCUGCUCAAAAUCAGCAUAUCUGAUUCCAACGAUAAUAGUCCGGCAUUUGACGAGCAGGCUUAUGUGGUCAACCUCCUGGAAAAUUCACCACUGGGGACGCUACUGGUGGACCUGAACGCCACAGACCCGGAUGAAGGCAAUAAUGGCAAAAUAGUGUACUCUUUCAGCAGCCACGUGCCUCCCAAAAUCCUAGAGACCUUUAAAAUUAACCCAGAUAAUGGCCACAUCACUCUAAUUAAGAAAGUUGAUUACGAAACUACUUCUUCAUACGAAAUAGAUGUGCAAGCUCAAGACAUGGGUCCCAACUCCAUUCCAGGCCACUGUAAAAUAAUCAUCAAAGUGGUUGAUGUCAACGACAACAAGCCAAAAAUCAACAUCAACCUUAUGACUCAGGGCAAAGAGGAGGUGGCCUACAUCUCAGAGGCCUCCCCUGUCGAUACCUUCAUCGCAUUAGUGCGCGUCGAUGACAGCGACUCAGGUCUAAACGGUGAGGUAGUGUGCCGUCUCCAUGGCCAUGGGCAUUUUCGCCUGCAGAAAACCUACGAGAACAACUACAUGAUUCUCACUAACGUGUCUCUGGACCGUGAGAAACGCUCUGAAUACAGUCUGACGGUAAUUGCAGAAGACCGCGGAUCACCAAGUCUAUCCACCAUCAAACACUUCACUGUGCAGGUGCAAGAUGAAAACGACAACCCUCCACGUUUCGAAAAGAGCCGAUAUGAAAUCUUCAAGUCUGAGAACAAUUCGCCAGGGGCUUAUCUGACGUCAGUGGUGGCCACCGACCCAGAUUUGGGCUCUAAUGGUCAGGUGACCUACUCAGUUGUGGAUAGCCAGGUCCAAGGUAGCCCUAUUUCAACUUAUGUGACCGUUGACCCAUCUAACGGAGCUGUGUAUGCUCUCCGAAGCUUUGAUCGUGAAGAUAUCGGCCGGCUUUCGUUCACCGUGCAGGCGCGGGAUGGUGCAGGCCCAGCUUCUCUAAGCAGCAACACCACUGUUUUGCUCACUGUACUAGAUGAAAAUGACAACCCACCUAUCAUUGUUGCUCCACAACUGAUCAACCACACAGCUGAGGUGCCACUAUGGCGGCACGCCGAGCCUGGUCAUCUGGUGACAAUCAUCAAGGCGACAGAUUGUGAUGCAGGGGCCAACAGCGAGCUGACUUGCUCCAUCGUCGGCGGUAAUGACGAGGGACUCUUUGUCAUUGAACCACGCAGAUGUGAGUUACGAACCAACGGAAGCGUGGAGGCCUCGGGCCGUGAGGGAUUUGAUCUCGCAAUCCUGGUGCAAGACAGAGGGGCGUCGAUUCGUCUCUCAGCGAGGGCCGUUCUGCACAUUAGCCUGCGGGACUAUCCAGAAAGCUACUCCUUGAACCCUUCAGACAUGAACAACCAGUCGACUCUGGACGUGUCUAUGAUCAUCAUCAUCUCCCUCGGUGCCAUCUGUGGCGUGCUCCUCAUUGUCAUGGUGAUGUUCGCAACCAGGUGCUCCAGAGAGCAAAAAGACCCUAGGCAUUCUUAUAACUGCAGAGUGGCUGAGUCUACCUACCAAAACCAUCCUAAAAAACCUGCUCGACAGAUCCACAAAGGCGAUAUCACAUUGGUCCCCACUGUUAAUGGAACCCUGCCUGUGAGGGCCCAUCCUCGAUCCCCUUCAGCCUCACCUGCUCCAGAGAGCCGCCAGAGCCACCACAGCCGCCAAUCACUCAACAGCCUGGUCACCAUCUCCUCCAAUCACGUGCCGGAGAACUUCGCUCUAGAACUUGCUCAUGCCACACCACCAGUUGAGCAAGUCUCACAGCUUCUGUCCAUACUUCAUCAGGGCCAGUACCAACCCAGACCCAGUUUCCGUGGCAACAAAUACACCCGGAGCUACAGGUAUGCUUUGAAUGAAAUGGAUAAGUUCAGUCUGAAGGACAGUGGACGAGGUGAUAGCGAGGCAGGAGACAGCGAUUGUGAGAUGGGGAGGGAGUCUCCUCUGCUUGGAGAAGGCUUCAGUGAGCUCUUCACACCUGAUGGACAUCACCGACUGCAUCCAACAAUGAAGCUGUGCACUGAAGAGUGUCGUGUCCUCGGUCACUCUGACCAGUGCUGGAUGCCCCCGUUGCCUUCCCCAGCCUCCUCUGAUUACCGCAGCAACCUCUACAUCCCCGGUGAAGACCCUCAACAGAAAGCCGCCCCUGAAGCACCACAAUCCGGUGAGUCGACACUGAGAAAGAAGAGCUUCUCCACAUUCGGCAAGGAGAGCGAGGAGGGCGAGGGCGAGGGCGAGGCAGGUGAUGGGGAAGACCUGUGCGGAACGACUUCUCUGCUGUCGGAAAUGAACAGCGUGUUCCAAAGGCUCCUCCCCUCCUCGCUGGAUAAUUACAACGAGACUAAUGAAACAGAAAAGGUAACAGCAUGUGCUACCGGGGUGGGAUCGUUGGAAAGAAGGAAGGGCCACUUACCUGGUAAACCAAGCCCUGCCACUUAUCAGCAGAACGUGGCUGUUUGGGCCGCCAAUACGCAUUUCCAAAAUCCCGGACAUGGCCACGCCCCUGCUAGUCACAUGACAGCCCUGGUGGCUCCGCUCCCCGCCCCUCUGCCAGCUCCUGUGCCAGCAUCAGCUUCCUCUUCAAAAUGGCUGCCCGCAAUGGAGGAGAUUCCUGAGAAUCACGAGGAAGACGAGUUAGAGUCUGUGCUCGGGCAUCUGCACGGCAAGCGCUGCGACAGUCGCAGCGAAAUUAUGGACGCCAGCGAGCUGGUUGCAGAAAUUAACAAACUCCUUCAAGAUGUCAGGCAAAGCUAAAGACUAAAGCUUACACUCUUACUCCCGCUCUGUACAAUAAAGUAAAACAUUUUUAUAUGAGAGCGCGGAGGAGGAGGAAGAUAGGAAUUGAAAACAAAAACAGGAAUCACAGAGACCUGCAAUUGUCGUUAAAGUUGCAUUUCUGGAUGUAAUGUGUUUUGUGAAUGCUAAUUAUCCAAAUGAUGUUUGUAUUUUCUGGUUUUUGGCCACAGUGUACACAAUGUGAGUGUAUUUAUCUUUGUAUUUUAAAAAUACAAUUUGUAGUCUUUAUAUUUAUAUAUGUGUAUAUACCUAAGUUAAAAAUGUACAUAAGGCUAUCAGAUUUCUAUUUUUAUAUAUGCAUGUUGGGAAAGUAAUCAAAAUCAACAUGCCUUGGUGUAAAUAUUCUUAUUUAUGAAAAA
Labeo rohita (rohu) is the source of this 4558-nucleotide messenger RNA. It is a transcript of the gene pcdh18b, whose product is annotated as protocadherin 18b. The coding region runs from base 666 to 4157 and encodes 1163 amino acids. Gene Ontology annotation, molecular function: calcium ion binding. Gene Ontology annotation, cellular component: plasma membrane. The record is from RefSeq and is a predicted model, not a curated record. Lineage: Eukaryota; Metazoa; Chordata; Actinopteri; Cypriniformes; Cyprinidae. Gene Ontology annotation, biological process: homophilic cell-cell adhesion. The transcript is spliced from 4 exons.